AUGUUGGAACUGUGGCCUAUCACUGCGCAACCUCUACAUGUUAUUCAAAGACAUCAUCAACAGAUUGACAAGCAGCCCUACUCCCGAUAUCCCACUGAUCGUGACUCGAUUUCUUCUCUAGUAGACUUUGGCAAUUGGAUCACUCAGCAGUCUCACAGUCGUUCACCAAGUCUACUGCCACCGACGCCAGAGUUCCUUCGUCAAAACAUUUUCACAUCGAAUUCCAAUAGUGUGGAGUGUCCUUUGUCGUCCACCGCUCAAGCUCAUCACGAGUCUCACAGAGCCGAGGAAGAGGAAAUCACCGUUGGCAAGCGAAGCACAACAUCUAAUCAACUGGAAACUCUGUCCCUUGAAUUUGAACAUUCAUCUUUUUCAUCAAGUAGAACUCGCGCGCGCACCGCAAGAACCAUCACUCCUGUUCCAUCUCUCACCUACUCACAUCACUCCACUGGUUCUUCUCUAGCUGCCGACACUGACUCUCCCCAAGGCCGAGUUAGCAUCUUCUCGUCAACUACCCAGGAGCCAUCUCCUGCUGAUCGUAGAGUGAGCAUGAAUCAUAUGGCUCCGAGAGACUUCACUCAAAGGGGCACCUCCGCCCAUCCUGAUCGCGGACCUUGCCCCAGUAUCACACCAGUCUCAAUUCUACAGAUAUAUAAAGACGAGAGCCUUGGCCGCGAAUCCGCGGGAACAAUUACCAAUCCAAACUGGAAUACCACCCAUGUACAGCCUCAGAUAAGCCAAUACCCACUGCGAUCCGUGCUGAAUCCCAACCUCAUCGAGCCUCGCGUGCGCUCACAUAUCUGUCAACUACAAAUCCCAGAUAGUGAAAACGAAGUAUCCUACAUUGACUGGGACGACGAGGAGGACAAGCGAACGAACCGCAGUGUGUCACGCCUGGCGCGGAUGAAAAAGAGCAUCACAGAUCUCCGUACCGCCGAAAGAUUCAUCGCCGAUGCAGCCACUCGGAGAAACAUCAUUUUUAAGCCUAGAAAAUGUAUUAACGCAGUGGACUGCACGCCAGUGCUAGACUUUGACAAACCAUGUCGACCUGCUUACUGUAGACUCGCGACGGACAACACAGGACUUCCGCUCCAUCAAAAGCAACAACAAGAUCGACAAAGAGCUGCCAUUGCUCGUGUCGUAGCAGCCGAUGAAGCCUCUAUGAAGGUGAAGCUCGAGCCCGAGGAUUCAAAGCCUUCCACGCCCACCAGUCUAAGCCUCCCGUCCAAGCUCGGCGGUGUCCGCAUCUUGGCUCCUGCAAGGCUGAGGUAUCAGUUCGGUACCAAGUCGAGUUUAGCUUCCCACAAUGGCCACCCACAGCACCAGCAGCAACAACGACGGGAGUAUCCUUCCGCCCAAAGCCGAACACCUGCAACGCCAACCCUCCUCCCAUCUCCAAUGCUCUCGACGGACGUAUCACAGCAAACAGAGCAAGAAACGAGCCCGAGACGUCACCGCCGCGGUGGCACGGCCAGUUCCAGCCUCGAAGGAUUCACACAGCUCACCUCCACGAUUCCUUGUCAUCCCCAUGGCCUGCCAACACUGACCGCCACGCCGCCAGCACCGUCAUCGUUGUUGUUGCCACAGAAGAAGCCAGUCAAGAGAAGGCGCUUUAGCGCGUUCGCGUCUGUUUCGCGCUCGAAAACGGAAGCUACGGCGGCGGCGGCUGCACCUAAAGGAGACCAUAGCGAGAGUGUCAACGACAACAGCAAGCGCCCGAGACUCGGACAUGGCGUUGUCACGAGAUGGGUUCGGCGUGUCUUUAGUGGUGGCGGGGGUUGCGGAAGGGGGAAGGGAAAGGGAAAGAAAGCGAACCGACUUUAUUGA
This is a messenger RNA of Exophiala aquamarina CBS 119918, 1827 nucleotides long. RefSeq lists its product as uncharacterized. The record is from RefSeq and is a predicted model, not a curated record. Lineage: Eukaryota; Fungi; Ascomycota; Eurotiomycetes; Chaetothyriales; Herpotrichiellaceae. Bases 1 to 1827 code for a protein of 608 amino acids. The transcript has a single exon.